This is a messenger RNA of Archocentrus centrarchus (flier cichlid), 5695 nucleotides long. RefSeq names its product beta-1,4-galactosyltransferase 3. NCBI's taxonomy places the organism in Eukaryota, Metazoa, Chordata, Actinopteri, Cichliformes, Cichlidae. Gene Ontology annotation, biological process: carbohydrate metabolic process. Bases 288 to 1388 code for a protein of 366 amino acids. The transcript has 6 exons. Gene Ontology annotation, molecular function: galactosyltransferase activity. Gene Ontology annotation, cellular component: Golgi apparatus. The record is from RefSeq and is a predicted model, not a curated record.
UCUCUUUGGUGGUCUUUACAGUUACAGCCUACCAAAAGUGCCUUUACAUGUAACUUUUUUUUUUCUUAAUUCAUACUGAAGUUAAAUAUUUCAGAUUAACACUCGUGACUUGACGUUUGUGCUGCCAUAUUCUAGAUUAUAUUUGACUGGUGUGGGCAGUAAUACGCUCAACACCACCCUCCAUUAAACCUGACAAUCAUCAGCUGCUACACCUGAGCAGCAACUCCCGUGAGGGUGAAUUUCCAACUGUCCCCGUCACUGCAUCUGGACCCCUCAGUGCCGUCACCAUGAUCAGUAUUCAGUCCAAAUGGCGUUACCUUUUCAUGUUCCUGGGCAUCCAGCUGGUGGUCAUGGCGCUACUGUCCCGAGAGGGAUACCAGAAGAGGGUUACAUACUUCAUCCGCAUCUUCCGCAAGCCAGAUGCCACUGGUUUUUCAGGCCGCAACCACACAAUAUCCACCAUCAUCGGAGGGGACGUGUACGCCAACCUCUCCCACUUGCCCAAAGCUCACAGCCAUGGAGAUGACAUGCCCUACUGUCCCAAGACAUCCCCUUUGAUAGGAGGGCCGAUCCACGUCAGCUUCCCAUCACGUCUCAGUCUGGCUGAGGUCCAGAGAAAGAACCCGCUGGUGGUGCGUGGUGGACGAUACAGGCCGCCGAACUGUGUGGCGAGACAUCGAACGGCUAUAAUCAUUCCCCACAGACACAGAGAGCAUCACCUCAAGUUCCUGCUCUACUACCUGCAUCCUUUCUUGCAGCGGCAGCAGCUCAACUAUGGAAUUUACGUCAUCCACCAGGCUGGAAACUACACCUUUAACAGAGCCAAGCUGAUGAAUGCCGGUUUGCGGGAGGCCAUGAGGGAGGAGGACUGGGACUGUCUGUUCUUCCAUGAUGUGGACCUCAUUCCAGAAGAUGACCGGAACACGUACGUCUGCGACUCCAACCCCAAACACGCGGCUGUCGCCAUGGACAAGUUCGGCUACAAGCUUCCGUAUAAGAUGUAUUUCGGAGGCGUGUCGGCUCUGACACCACUGCAGUACCUCAAAAUGAACGGCUUUCCCAACAACUACUGGGGCUGGGGCGGCGAGGACGAUGAUAUUGGAAUCAGAGUGUCUCUGGCUGGGAUGUACAUCACUCGUCCUUCAGUGAAGGUGGGCCGGUACAAGAUGAUUAAACACAAGCUGGACAAAGGCAACGAUGUGAACCCAAAGAGGUUCAACAUGCUCGCUAAGACGCGUCAGACCUGGAGGCUGGAUGGGAUGAACACAGUUGAAUAUGAGGUGAUCUCACGGGAGUACCUGCCCCUCUACACCAACAUCACGGUUAACAUCGGCACAGAGGCCGGCCUGCACCCGCCACGUUCCCCCCCAAAGCGGAAACGUGACUGAAAAGCCUGCCAAACUCCUGGUUUCACUUCAGCGGAAUAAUCCGCUUUUUUUUUAUUUUUUGUUUUUUCUCUCUCCAGCUUUUUCUUCUGUAGUUUGUGGAGCUUGAAUAUCACACCACCUUCACAUGGUUGGGCACUCUGUUGGGUGAUUAAAACACCUAAACUGAUUAAAGACAGAUCAACAGGAACUGAAUCCCAGCUCUUUAAGUGAAGUGUUGCUUCCUCCGGUCCUACUCUGAUUUUGUUCUUCUGAGGGAGUCGCAGCCAAAAAAGGCUUAAAAGUUGGACUCUAUGAGUUUAUAUACCUGCAGCGCUGUGGUCGCUGGUUUAACCGUGCGAGGCCUUAGAAUAUAUUUUUUUUUCUCGUCUUUACACUCGUACCUUACUUUACUGAGGAUCUUGGAUUUAAACAGCAGUCGCACUGUGCCAGUCUCCGUCGUUUCAAAGCCAAUGAAUACACUGAAGGGUUUGUGUGCUUUUGCUGCAGUGACUGCAUGAAGAGUGGAGCUUUCUGCACACCUGUCUGCAAACACCUUAAUUCUAAAAAGACAAACCUUUCACAGUCUUUCACACUUUUUUGUUUUAGGCUUAUAGAUGAUUUUGUGGAAAUACAGCAGAAGUAGUUUCAUUCUGUAGAUGAAGUUGCAGCUCCUCUUUCUCAGCCUUUUAAGUCGUCUCUUUACACUUGAGCAUAUCCGACAUCUUUGGAUUGAACUUCUGUGUCUGCCUUUUAAGCAAAGUUAAGUUUCACAUCAAAGUGGAGUCUUUUUUUACAUGUUGAUAAUUUACUGUCUUUUUUUUUUUUUCCUGUGCAGUUAAUUUUGCUGUGCCACUAACUGUCCUCAAUCUGCACAAAUCUGAGAAAUAAAAUAGAAUAAUGAACUUCUCUGGUCAGAUUUAUUAAGGUAAUUAAACAUUAGAAAUCUCUAAUCAAUAAUGAAGACCAAGGAAAGUAAGUCUGAGAAUAUUUUGUAUGUUUUUUGUUUUUGAGAAAUAACUGCCAGAUUAAAGGUACUUUUUAAAAAUUCCCUGUUUAAAAAUGGUUAAACUAUCCAGAAUUAACCAAAACUCAUUAAGAAAACACAUCCAGGUGUAAUGUGGCAGAUCUCAAUUGAACUAAAUGAAUAAAAUACAUUUAAAAAAUGGAGCAGUGGCCUCAGAAAGGUGGCGGCUGUUAGCCAGAUGGAGCUGAAAAGAAAAAACUUAAACAUUCCAUCACUCACUGAGAAACACUGCCCCCCAGUGGUGAGUCUUGGCUUUGUCUUGCAAAGAACUACAAAAAGGUACCUUUAACCUAAUUUAAUUACUGAAAAAAGAACAAUGAUGGCUUUGUAGGAAAAUUGGUUUUCAGGUUUUCCCUGUAUGCAGACACUAAAUCCUUUUUGUGAUUUUUAAACUGAUUUUCUCUUUUUGUACAAGUUAUUUGAGGAUCUUGUGAAGCUCAUAAGUUAGGAAACUAACUACAUGUUCCCUCAGCUUUUUAGUAAGUUAUCAGUUAUGUUUGUAUGGAGGACAAAAAAAUGAUAAGAACUUGAGAAUUUUGAAAUAUAAUUAUUUUUGUAUUAGAAAUGAGAAGAAAUGGGAAGAAAUCAGACAACUGCUUGGUAGUGCUAAUAGCCGCGUUAAGACUUCCUGUCUGAUCUGUUCCUGGUGACUAAUUAUUUUUCCUUGUUUAGUCAACUCAGUAAUUAGACUGACUAGUCUAAAGAAACACUCAGAUAUCAAGUUAAAUUUUAGGCCUGUUUAAUGGACAAUGUCAAAAACUGUUUAAACAGAGGUUUCUUAAACCAAUAACUACAUCCUUCAACAAUGAAUCGCACUUUAAAUGCUGCUUAACUGUGCGGCAUAGUGCGUUAUGAACACUACACGUGGUACUUCAGACAAUGAAGGGGGGAAAAAACUUAAAUUGAUGUUAAAUAUGUGAAAACGUAUUACUGCAAACGAUGUUUACGCAUCAUUAAAACAUGAGAAAAUAACAUUCAGUGUGGCGCAUUGUGCCACACAUUAUGAACAAUGCUCGUUCUACAAUUCAUGACACGCAUGUCAAUAUAAGUUAAAAUGUAAAAUGAUAAUAAAACAAUACAGUAUAAAAAUAUAUCCAUCCAUUUGCUUCCACUUAUUCAGGGCAGGGUCGCAGCCUGGUCAGUGGAGCCCAGACCUCCCUCUGCCAGCCUCCUCCUCCAGCUUACCCCUGAUUCAGACUUCAGCACUGGGUCUGUUGUUGCCGCGUUCAUGCUUGUGCAGGUCCAUUAGUGUGUUAACUACCUUUCGGUCGUGCAGACUAGUACGACUGAUACCGACUAGUCGGGCACAUCACUAAUCUGUACCAGAAACAUGUUUUUCUUCUUCUCUUGUACUGAAGAGCUUUUUCCUGUACUUGCUUUUCACAAUAAAAGCCCUAAAUAUAUAAACUGAACAAGUGCUGUACUCCACAUGGAAUAAAAUGUCUUACACAAGUACGUCAUAGUAAUUUGACUUAAACUUUUAUUUUGGGUUUGCUAGUUCUCAAAAGGAUUUUUAAAAUAAUACCCUGAUAUACCCUGACACUAAUGAAAUGGGCCUUCAGCUGUUCACUAGAAGACUGUUAAUUUGAUAGACACAGAUCUGCAUUUUUCUGCUGCCUCAAUUUGAUAAGCAAAACUGUCUUAGUCAGUAAAUAACUCCCCGCUGAACAAAACAGGUUUAUUUAUAGCAGUACUUUGGCACUGGAUAAAACCUCUUUGGACACACUCGCAAAAUUAUAUUUAAUGUGCGUCCCUACACACGCACAUUUUUGGUCACCAAAGUUCUGUUCCAGCUCUAAAUUCUAACUUGCUUUACGAAUUUCCACAUAAAAACUGAAGGGGAAAAAAAAACUGCAAAAAUUAGAUUUAAAACGAUUUCGUAGAAACAUGCAAAAAUGUGAAGUUAUGACUGUAUCAUACAAAUGUUGAUUAAAAGUAAUUCUGAGGGAGCAUGAGAAUUUGGGGGGGGGGGUUAACUAUAAGGAGGUCUCUGUUUUGUUGAAUUAUUUCUUUAUUUUGUGUGAGUCAUCUUUUUGUCCUCCAUAUUGAGUUUUCCCCACUGACAGAUCUGAUUGUGUAAAUCGGGGAAGUUUGGCUGUAUCGACUAAAACCAAAGAUGAUGGCAAUGGCAAGCUGUGAAAAAAUAAAGUGUACUCCAAAUGUGUAACUCUGUUGUGCCAGAAAGAUUAAAAGCCACAGACUGUAUAUAAAAGAUAACAGCCGAGAUCUGUGACUUCCUCUUUAAUGUGAUGAGCGGGCCUCUGAGAUGCUGUAGAACAAUAAUAUAAAUUUAGUUAGGUAAACGUUGUAAUUUUCAUCAUGUUUUUGAUGGGUUGUGCCGUUUCCUUUUGGGCUUCUAAUGCUUGCAGCUAUGAUUUUAUAAUCUGUACCAAUUACCACGUAUGUUUCUGUGUGCAUUUAAAUCAUAAAGCUUAUGCGGAUGCAGCUGGCUAACCAGGCUGGCUAGCUUAGGCAUUAACUCCACCCUUGCAUAUAAAUAUGGUCACUUCUGGUUCCAAAACAACCAAUGUGGCAGCAGCGAAAAUGCUAACACUGAGCCUUUAAAAUGCUAGUUUAAAACUAAUGGGUGACGUUACAGAGGCUCUGUCUUACACAUACAGUCCGUUAAUUUGAAGCAGAUUUUUUUGUACAACAUUAACAGGGAAUGAAAAUCCACUCGAUCAGCUUUGUGUGUUAGUGAAGUCCUGGUUUUGAAGCCUGCUGCUCGCCAUUAGAAAAGGAUGCAAGUAUAAGGUAUUAAGCUAUGUCCAUCUUUUAUAUACAGUCUGUGGAUGGGGAUAAUUUUUAAUGAGGUUUGUUUUUCAAGCUCUGUAAAGACAUUUUUGUCCUGUCCUUUGUUGUUUAAAGACUAUUGCUUUACUAUGAAGUCAUAUUCAGCCUUUGGCCUUAGCACACUAAUAUCUAUAUAUGUAUCAGGAGUUUAGUAUGCAUGGUGAAGAACCUCUUAGGACUGAAGAUAAUACAUAUCAGUGCUCACUCCAAACAUAUGAAGCAUGCUGAUGUGUCUGUGUUGUGAACUGGAAACUUGUAUAUUGAGCAUUUACUUCUGCUUAUCAAACGGCCUCCGUGAUCUUCGACUCUACCUGAGAAAUGUUUUUUUUUGUUGUUUUUUUUAAAGCUACAUAAACAUUUGCUUUGCAUCAACUCCGUUCUGAUGUGAAAAUGGAAAGCUGUCGUUAAGGGUGAAACUGCAGAGAGUGAUGUGACUUUGAGUUAUUUCUGCUCCCCUUAUGAAUCCUGCACAGUCCAGAGUGGCCUUAAAUUCAUUAAUAAACCAAUUACU